AUGCGCACGGAGGACACCGCCGGCGGAAUAGGAGCGAAGAAGAACGGGAUCGACGCACCUGGAGAAGAUGCUAAUAACAUCAAGGUGCGCGAGUACAUAAAUUCAGCAGUUUACGUGGAGACCAUCUACGAGAUGGCACCGUGCAAGCAGAACGGCGCCGUCUACAUGAACAUCCCGGCCGGUGGAGACCAACCUAAGAUGGUCAAGGUGAAGAGGUGCGUGUGCUUCACCAAUCCCAAGGAGUGCCCGUGUCAUCCGCGGACCUUAACCGAUUUCGAUGACCAAAUCCCGAGUCCCAUUGAGAUCAAACCGAAAUUCACCUCCUCUACCACGGCUCUACUGACCAAGACCACAGAAAGAGCUAACAGCUUCGACAGCGAUAGCGGGAUCACCGUCAAAGCGACCAACUCGACUCAGGAUGAUCUGCGACUGUCCAUCGCGUCUCUGACAACAAUGAGUACAAUCAGGAUCAUCGAUGAGCAGACCAAGGAAGAGAAUUUUAGGAACUGGUGUGCAAGGAAGGACCAAGAGCGUAAGCUGCAGGAGCAGAAAGCGUUGCUCCUGAACGAGAUGAAGAGGAAGCAGCGCGAGCAGCAGCUCGAAAUUGAGCGCGAGAAUUUUCUUCGUUGGUUGGCUGGCAAGAAGAAGGACGAGGAGAUAAAGAAGCGCGAAGAGGAGGAGAAGAUCUUGGUGGAGGAGCGCAGGAAACAGGAGGAACGCGAUAAAAGGAUGCGGGAGAAUGAUCUAAAUUUCCAGUUAUGGCUGAAAAGGAAAGAGGAGAAGCUAUUAGAAAAGAAACUUAAGGAUCAGAUGUCUUUAAUUAAGAAGGAGGACGAAAAACAGAAGCGUUUGGGUUAUAGCUCCAAAGCGUACGAGAUCUGGUUGAAGCAGUCGAAGACGAAGCAAAAACCUGUACCAUUAAAUCGCGGCCUAGAAAGUUUGAAAUCUUCGGUUUCGGUAACUUAUAUAAAUCCUCAGCCCUGGGUGCCCAACAUCGACAUGACUCAGAAGCCGACAUCACAAUGA
Molecule: messenger RNA, 1026 nt
Organism: Nicrophorus vespilloides
Lineage: Eukaryota; Metazoa; Arthropoda; Insecta; Coleoptera; Silphidae
Product: stress response protein NST1-like
Exons: 4
Coding region: 1-1026 (341 amino acids)
Source: RefSeq, a predicted model, not a curated record